Messenger RNA from Linnemannia hyalina, 342 nucleotides. NCBI's taxonomy places the organism in Eukaryota, Fungi, Mortierellomycota, Mortierellomycetes, Mortierellales, Mortierellaceae. The record is from the annotation of a GenBank genome assembly.
AUGGCCGAAAAUGACGAGACGCCCCAAGCCCAAUUCAAGUACCGCAAUAAUGUACGACCCUCGGCCAACAAGGCGUCACCUCAAGACUUUUGCCAUGAAAUGGGUGGUCUCGAACAAGGUUCCACCCAGGCUGCCAAGAAGAGGAACACGAUCACCGCGCUGAACCUAGAAACUCUCUACGAGGAAAGGCGCGGUGUCCCCCAGGAUUAUGCAAAAGUCCUGCUGCAGUACACGAAGGCGAGCAGGAAGGGAUCAGAAGAUGCGUAUUAUGCGAUUGCGGUGUUUUACGAUAUUGGCUUGGGUGUUGGUAGGAAUGGUUGGUCUGCGAUGGAGUAUUAUUGA